Messenger RNA from Trichomonas vaginalis G3, 582 nucleotides. RefSeq lists its product as uncharacterized. The coding region runs from base 1 to 582 and encodes 193 amino acids. NCBI's taxonomy places the organism in Eukaryota, Parabasalia, Trichomonadida, Trichomonadidae. The record is from RefSeq and is a predicted model, not a curated record. The transcript has a single exon.
AUGCUCAGAUUAUCCUCAAACUCCUCAGAUUAUCCUCAGACUACUCCUCAAACUCCUCAGUCUAAUCCUCAGACUCCUCCUCAGAUUAUCCUCAAACUCCUCAGACUACUCCUCAAACUACUCCUCGGUCUAAUCCUCAGACUCCUCCUCAGAUUAUCCUCAAACUCCUCAGAUUAUCCUCAAGCUCCUCAGACUACUCCUCGGUCUAAUCCUCAAACUCCUCCUCAGAUUAUCCUCAGACUCCUCCUCAGAUUAUCCUCAGACUCCUCCUCAGAUUAUCCUCAAACUCCUCCUCAGAUUAUCCUCAAACUCCUCCUCAGAUUAUCCUCAGACUCCUCCUCAGAUUAUCCUCAGACUCCUCCUCAGAUUAUCCUCAGACUCCUCCUCAGAUUAUCCUCAGACUCCUCCUCAGAUUAUCCUCAAACUCCUCCUCAGAUUAUCCUCAGACUCCUCCUCAGAUUAUCCUCAGACUCCUCCUCAGAUUAUCCUCAGACUCCUCCUCAGAUUAUCCUCAAACUCCUCAGACUACUCCUCAAACUCCUCAGAUUAUCAUCAAACUCCUCAAACUACUCCUCGGUCUAA